AUGUCUUCUUUUUAUGAAUCAUGGUCUAAAGAUCAAUUGAUAGCUCGUAUCCAACAACUAGAAGUUGCAAACAACUUGGCAGGGCCACCUCAGUCAGUGUCUAUUCCUGCCAUUCAAACUCCAAACUCCAAAGAUACCAAUGAAGUCAUUGAGGCUACAGUCACAAAGAAAAAAAAAUCUUUUGACUACUCUAAAUUUUCAACACGCAGAAUUGCCAUUCGUUUUGCCUAUCUUGGUUGGAAUUACAAUGGUCUGGCAGUCCAAAUCAAUACUGAUGUGCCCACUGUUGAGGGCCACAUUCUGGCAGCUUUACACAAAACUAAACUUAUUCCUUCUAUAGACCCAAAUGAUUGUGAAUUUUCGCGCUGUGGCCGAACAGACAAAGGCGUGUCAGCUCUUCGACAAGUCAUUUCAUUAAGAGUCCGGUCUCUAUUAACACCUGAGCAACAAACGGAUUCUGCCAAUGAUAAUAAGGAAAUAGAUUAUCUGCAUAUUCUCAACCAACUUUUACCAGAUGAUAUUCGACUAUACGAGAUUUGCCUGCAACCACCAGAGGGGUUUGAUGCAAGAUUUUCCUGUCUUUAUCGACAUUACAAGUACUUUUUCCACAAUAACAAUAAACUUAAUUUAUCAAAAAUGCUUGCUGCUGCAAAAAGCUUUGAGGGGGUACACGAUUUUAGAAAUUUUUGCAAAGUAGAUGGAUCAAAGCAAAUUUCAAACUUUAAGCGCGAAAUCUUAUCAGCUUCUAUCGUUAAGGUUAGCCAGUGUGACGACGACAAUUCUCUCUAUUGUUUCGAUCUGAAGGGCACCGCGUUUCUUUGGCAUCAAGUCCGCUCUAUGGUCGCCAUCCUAUUUCUUGUGGGCCAAGAGCUAGAGGCUCCCGAAGUGAUUCAAACUCUCUUGGAUGUGGAAAACACCCCCCGGCGUCCAGCUUACGAAAUGGCCGCGGACAUUCCAUUAGUUCUUUACGAUUGCGGGUUCCCGGAAAUGCCAUGGAAAUCUUUCAAAAAUGAAGAUUCAUUACAGCGGCUCCAAGAUAGGUUAUAUUUUAUGUGGCACUCCACAUGGAUGAAACUCACAAUGGCUUCUGUAAUGCGUGAAAUGAUCCAAAACUCGGCCCACCCCUCUUAUGGAGCGCCAAGUAAUCAUGAAUCACACAGAAUCGUUGUUAAUUUGGGAGAUGGUAAGGGUAAGAACUUAACCAAGUAUGUCCUACUUUCAAAGCGCGAAACCCUUGAGCCUCCUGAGGUGGUUAAUGAACGAUGGUUGCGCAGAAAAGCUGACAAGAACAAGACAGAGUGA
Magnusiomyces paraingens is the source of this 1302-nucleotide messenger RNA. RefSeq lists its product as uncharacterized. The transcript has a single exon. The record is from RefSeq and is a predicted model, not a curated record. Gene Ontology annotation, cellular component: cytoplasm; nucleus. Lineage: Eukaryota; Fungi; Ascomycota; Dipodascomycetes; Dipodascales; Dipodascaceae. Gene Ontology annotation, biological process: tRNA pseudouridine synthesis; mRNA pseudouridine synthesis. Gene Ontology annotation, molecular function: pseudouridine synthase activity; RNA binding. Bases 1 to 1302 code for a protein of 433 amino acids.